GUCACUGAGAAAUUCAUACUCAAAAUAUCAUCGACCGACACUACCAUUGCUUCUGUGCUCAUUUGUCAAGGUGUCAUGCCUUGCUCCCCAAUAUCGCCUGUCAUGGGCAUAACAUUAGAAGCCCUUGAAUUAUAUUGGGUGGCACACCUCAGGAGCCCUCACUUAGUGAUUCAAGCUUUUAUCAAGACUAUAUGUGAUUUACUUGGGGUAUGUUUAAGUUCUCACUUCAAGUUCUAUUGUGCAACAUGCUAA
Suillus subaureus is the source of this 252-nucleotide messenger RNA. RefSeq lists its product as uncharacterized. The transcript has a single exon. The annotation marks the transcript as partial. Lineage: Eukaryota; Fungi; Basidiomycota; Agaricomycetes; Boletales; Suillaceae. The record is from RefSeq and is a predicted model, not a curated record.